AGUUAAAAACGUAAACAAGAUGGCUGCUUUAAUAAAUGAGCAUUGUUGCAUCUAUUGGAAACAUCGCUAGUCUUCAUUUAAUACUUUUUUUCUGCAAUAAUUCAUCAAUCUAAAGCUAUGGAAAACACAAAGGACACUAAUGGUAUAGUUUGGGAGAGUUCAAUUAUGGUUAAACAGGAAUUGAGUGACGAAAUCAUAACAUUUAUGGACAUGAAAUCAGAUGAAACAUCAGCUAUUUCAAGUUCAGACGAGUACAAACAAAUAUAUCAACACUCUUUUUCAAAUACUGAAGAUAUAAAGCAGAAUGUAUCAACACAAUUUUCAACUGUUAAAGACAAAUACUUGGAGGAAACAAUGCCAUUUUUAGCUUUAGAAGAUACAAAUCUUGAUAAAACAAAGCCUUUGUUUAAUUUAGAAGAGAUGAAACAAGAUAACCCAACAUCAUUUUCAUCUUCUGAAGACAUGAAACCAAAUAUAUCAACAGCAUUUUCAAUGUUUGAAGAUAUAAAACCUGAGAUAUUAACAAUUUCAUCUUUAGAGAGUGAACAACAAAAUGGUUUCAAAGUACAGCAACAACUUUCUUCCCCACCAGAUUCAACUGAUUUUAAAGAAAAUUUAGCAGUUUUAAAAUCAGAUCUUCAUAAUGAAUUAAAAGAACUCAAGUUAUUGCAUACAAAAUUGAUUGAUAAUCUCCCAACAGAAUAUCAGAUCAAUGUUAUGAUCAGUGAGGGUGAACAGAUUAACAAAAUAAACCUAGAACAGGUAUACAAUAAAUCUAGUUUGUCUAAAACAUCUACUACAAAGUCUAGUUUAUCUACACAUAAAAAUGUUCAUUUACCAGAGAGACCAUAUGAAUGUGAUGUGUGCCAUAAAAAAUUUAGGCUUAAACAUAAUUUAUCAGCACAUAAAAAUGUUCAUUUACCAGAGAGACCAUAUGAAUGUGAUGUGUGCCAUAAAAAAUUUAGGCUUAAACAUAAUUUAUCAGCACAUAAAAAUAUUCAUUUACCAGAGAGACCAUAUGAAUGUGAUGUGUGUCACACAAAAUUUAAUUCUAAAGGUAAUUUAUCUUCACAUAAAAAUGUUCAUUUACCAGAGAGACUAUAUGAAUGUGAUGUGUGUCAUAAAAAAUUUAAUCAUAAAAGUACUUUAUCUACACAUAAAAAUAUUCAUUUACCACAGAGACCAUAUGAAUGUGAUGUGUGCCAUAAAAAAAUUAAUUCUAAAGGUCAUUUAUCUACACAUAAAAAUAUUCAUUUACCAGAGAGACCAUAUGAAUGUGAUGUGUGUCACAAAAAAUUUAAUUCUAAAAGUCAUUUAUCUACACAUAAAAAUGUUCAUUUACCAGAGAGACCAUAUGAAUGUGAUGUGUGUCACAAAAAAUUUAAUUCUAAAGGUCAUUUAUCUAUACAUAAAUAUAUUCACCAGAGACCAUAUGAAUGUGACAUUUGUCAUAAAAAGUUUGCUCGGAAGUCUAGAUUAUCUACACACAUACACAAAAUUUCACUCAGGACUUAAGCCACCUGAAUAUGUUGUUGGUCAUUAAAUUCUCUUUCACAAGGAUCUUUAAUUAUCUGUAUAUAAAAUUAUUGCUUUUGUACUAAUAUCACAUUGUGUAGGCUGAAAACCCACCAUUAAUGUUUGUCAUACAGGAUAUAAUACUCUUCAUUCAUAGUAUUAUUUGUCUUACAAAGUAUUACUAAUG
Messenger RNA from Physella acuta, 1702 nucleotides. Its product is annotated as zinc finger protein 558. Gene Ontology annotation, molecular function: DNA-binding transcription factor activity, RNA polymerase II-specific. Gene Ontology annotation, biological process: regulation of transcription by RNA polymerase II. Lineage: Eukaryota; Metazoa; Mollusca; Gastropoda; Physidae. The record is from RefSeq and is a predicted model, not a curated record. Gene Ontology annotation, cellular component: nucleus.